AUGGAUGACCUGGAGUCGCUGGAGCUGUUUUCGCUCGUGUCGCGAGUGACGAACGAGCUCCAGAACUACCUAGGCAUUAACGACAAGACGCUGGCGGAAUUCGUGAUCGACCAGCAUCUCAAAUGCAAUGGCUCGUUUCCUGACUUUAAGAAAAUUCUUGAUGAAAUGGGUGCCGAGUUCCCGCAGAGUCUGAUGGAGAGUGUCGACCGGUUGGUGCUCACGAUGCACCCGAAAUACAAAGGGAAGAAACAGGAAAACGGGGACUCGGGUGGCGGUCACGAUAAUACGAUGGAUGAGUUGGACGCUCUGGAAAAGAAGUCUCGCGUGUUCAAGGGCCUUGCGGUCCCAGAUAGAGGCCGGCGCUGGGAGGAAGAUGACUACCUGGAUCGUCCAGCCGACAACAAGACUGACGCGCAAGCCGGCGCUAUGGACGACACAUUUGCCAUGCUUGAAGGGCUGGCCGGCAAGGCCAAAGACGAUAAGCCACGCACUUCGCGAGACGACCGCAGCCACAGGAAACGAAGUCGCAGCCCCGAAUACGAUGACCACGACCGCGGACACCGUCAUAGAGGCAGAUACCGCUCAAGAUCGCGCAGCACACACCGCCGCAGCAAGAACGACGAUUUUAUUGAUGAGUUUGGAAGAUCGAUUGGCAAAUAUGGUGACCGUGACGGCGAGCGCAUUGGCCAAAACGACCGCCGCAGACGCCGGGACCGCGAUGAAGACGAGGACUUCCGCCAGCCCCUCCUGUCGAAUUGGACGAUGAACCAGUUCUUUACAAGAUCUACGAUGGACAAGUGA
Molecule: messenger RNA, 801 nt
Organism: Penicillium daleae
Lineage: Eukaryota; Fungi; Ascomycota; Eurotiomycetes; Eurotiales; Aspergillaceae
Product: ATP-dependent RNA helicase DHX8
Exons: 1
Coding region: 1-801 (266 amino acids)
Source: RefSeq, a predicted model, not a curated record